UUUUGGCCAGUAGCGGUAGCUUCUAGAAACAUUUCAAAACAAUAACUUCAAAGUCGACACACCAAAACGCGAGUAGCAAGUCUUACGUCGAGACAGAAAAACGUGUGCGUGAUUGUGCUGUGCCAGACAACACCAUUGAAUAUCUUUGUAUUAGCUGUACGAUUUGAGAAACUAUAGAGUAAGUUCGAUUGGACAGAUCGAAAAAAGACAUUGUAAUCAUUGAACCAAGUGCUGCGUAAAAUACUAAAUCGUGAUUCCAAAAUGCCCGAUACGAUUCAAUAUUCGGAAAAAUACAGCGACGACCAGUAUGAAUACAGGCAUGUUAUUCUGCCGAUCGAGCUCGGAAGAAAAGUACCCAAAUCACAUCUCAUGACCGAGAGCGAGUGGCGUAAUUUAGGCGUUCAGCAGAGUCCUGGAUGGGUACAUUACAUGAUGCAUGGUCCAGAACCUCACAUAUUGUUAUUUAGAAGGCCCUUACCCUCUCCUCAGCCGCAACAAUCGCAGCAGUCACAACAACAGAAUAUUUGUGUCGCUUAGACCAUGUUAUCAUCUAUCUUCUUCAAGCUUGGAUUUCUCGUACUUUCUAUUUAAAUAUUAAGUAUCAUGGAUUCUUAUGAGAUUUAAGACUUGAAUGUUAAGGAUGUAUAGGAUAAUUAACUUGAAAUUUCUCAAACGUAAACAAUGAGAAAAAAAUUCAAGUCUCGCAGUAUUUACAGAAUUUUUGUUUGAAAUCAUGUGUAGUAUUACAAUGUAAACUAGUAAGUUUCAGGCCAUAAUCAAUUUGCGGAUUUCAAUCCGCAUAGGACCAUAUCAUAAAAUACAAUAAAUUAAUUGUAGUAAUUAAACUCUUUAGGUUUAAUUAAUAAGUACACUGUGAAUAUGAAUUUUAGCUAAUACUAUAAGAUGUUAUUGUCUUUAUAAAAAUUUAAGGCGUAAGGUGUAUCUUACAACGUGUCAUUUUUUCUAUGAAUCAAUGUUUUGUGUUGCUGGUAAUCAACAUUUUUCAUAAGAAUCAUAAAAAUAUACUGGUGAUUUUGUAUUCUUCUAUAAGUAUAAAAAAAAUUGAAAGUCAAACAAUAUUUCAAUUGCCAUACGAAAGAAAAUUAAACCAUUUUUUGUAAAA
Molecule: messenger RNA, 1123 nt
Organism: Trichogramma pretiosum
Lineage: Eukaryota; Metazoa; Arthropoda; Insecta; Hymenoptera; Trichogrammatidae
Product: cyclin-dependent kinases regulatory subunit-like
Exons: 3
Coding region: 262-537 (91 amino acids)
Biological process (GO): regulation of mitotic cell cycle
Cellular component (GO): cyclin-dependent protein kinase holoenzyme complex; SCF ubiquitin ligase complex
Molecular function (GO): protein kinase binding; ubiquitin binding; cyclin-dependent protein serine/threonine kinase activator activity
Source: RefSeq, a predicted model, not a curated record